Molecule: messenger RNA, 867 nt
Organism: Lactuca sativa (garden lettuce)
Lineage: Eukaryota; Viridiplantae; Streptophyta; Magnoliopsida; Asterales; Asteraceae
Source: RefSeq, a predicted model, not a curated record
AUGUCUGCUACUCAAGCAACCCCAAGUAGAUACACAGGAAAUUUGCCAAAGUGCAAUAAAUGCAACUUCCAUCGUACGGGAGCUUGCAGAGAAAUGCACUGCAAGAACUGUAACAGAAAUGGGCACACUGCCCGUUCCUGUAAACCACCAACACAACCCAUUUCUCAAGUCACUGCCACAAGAGUGAGCCAAGCUUGCUAUGAAUGUGGGGAAGUAGGGAAUUUCAAGAGAAAUUGUCCUAAGAUAAAAAAUGAUGGUGGUAUAGGAAGGGUUUUGGAAAUUGGCUACGAAGAAGCAGUAGUGGAUCCUAAUGUGGUGACCGAUACGUUUCUCCACAACAAUUCUUACACAUGCACUCUUUUCGAUACCGAUGCAGAGAAAAGUUUUGUAAUCCAUAAAUUCAAACAUCUUCUAAAACAAAAUCCCAAAGCACAAAAAGAUACAUUCACCAUUGAGAUGGACAACGGAAAAACCGAGAAUUCCAAUGACAUGUACAUAGGAUGCACACUUACUCUAAAUAAGCAAUCAUUCCAAAUUGACCUUAUCCUGGUCUCAAUUAAAAGUAUUGACAUCAUAAUUGGCAUGGAUUGGUUAAGUCUUCACCAUGUUGAUAUCCUGUGUUUCGAGAAAGCCAUCCGUCUUAAUAUGACAAGUAACGAAUCUAUCGUUAUCUAUGGCGAUAAAUCUGGUGCAAAUCUCCAACUCAUUUCUUCCGUCAAGGCUCAGAAGUAUCUUCGCAAAGACUAUUGUGCCUUCUUAGCUCAAGUUGUUGAUAAGAUACAAGAAGUGAAAAGCAUCAAGGAUAUCCCUAAAAUGACCUCUUCAAUCAACUUCAAGGGGAAAGUUUCUUCUCCAAGAUUGUCCUGA